Molecule: messenger RNA, 1863 nt
Organism: Penicillium cataractarum
Lineage: Eukaryota; Fungi; Ascomycota; Eurotiomycetes; Eurotiales; Aspergillaceae
Product: MFS transporter
Exons: 3
Coding region: 1-1863 (620 amino acids)
Biological process (GO): transmembrane transport
Cellular component (GO): membrane
Molecular function (GO): transmembrane transporter activity
Source: RefSeq, a predicted model, not a curated record
AUGCCUGGCUCCAACGGCCAAACAGACCAGCAUAUCGAUAAGCGAGACUUCGACGCGAAUCGACCUCUGUUGCUGGCCUCGGAUCAGCAUGCCUCGAAUGAAGAGUGGAAUCCAGACUCGGCUCGGUCACGACCGAGAUCGCACUACUCACGCCGCUCGGGGGAGAGCGGACGGGGAGGAAGUGACGACGGACUGUUGAGCGAUGUGGUUGAUGGCAUUGUUGAGCGGGACCGAAGGAAAAUGCACAAGGAGGUGGUCCGAGUGAUAAGCUUUGCUUGGGGAGUUGUUACCUGUCUUGGAGCGGGAAGUAUUACCGCCUUUUCGCUAUACGGCCAUCUCCUCCUUACACGACUUCGAUAUACCCAGCUCCAGGUCAACGCUGUGUCGAUUGCCGCCGAGAUUGCCAUGUACUUGCUAGUCCCGCUUUUCGGCUACCUUUGUGAUCGAUACAGUCCAUCGCCGCUGGCGCUGUUCUCGGGACUUCUAUUCGGAGUGGGAUAUCUGCUUGCUGCGCUGACGUACAGGAGUGGACCUCCUGUUGAUGCUGGUGGCUCCGGCUGGCCGUUUUGGGUGAUGAUCGUGGCUUUCAUCGCGAUUGGCAUGGGUACCAGUUGCAUGUAUCUGGCAGCCGUGGCAACGUGCGCCAAGAACUACGGCAGGGGGAAACACAAGGGAAUCAUGCUGGCUAUUCCCAUUGCAGCAUUCGGCCUUAGCGGCAUGUGGCAGAGCCAGCUUGGAACAUAUGUUUUGUACGAAAAGAACCCGGAUGGCAGUCGCGGCGAUGUGGAUGUCUUCCGGUACUUUAUGUUCCUGGCCAUCCUAUUGCUGGUCAUUGGGGUUAUUGGGACAUUUGCGUUGCAAAUCGUUGAUAGCGAUGAGGAGAAGUAUAUUGACGAGACGGUUGAAGAGCUAGAGCGGAGCGGAUUACUUGAGGAAAGCGAAUUCUUCCGGCCGGUCAGAGCUGCGGUUGAGUAUGGAACUUUUGCCGAGGAUGAUGACGAUCGCUCGAUCACUCUCUCUGAGGAGGAGCGGGAGCAGCAAAGACUUGAAAAAGAGCGGGAAGAGGAGGAGCGUCGGAAGAAGACCUGGUUGCUCAACUAUGAAACCCGUGUCUUUCUUCAAGAUCCUACAAUGUGGUGGUUGGCUGCCGGUUUCUUCCUGGUGACUGGACCAGGUGAAUCAUAUAUCAACAAUCUCGGGACUAUCAUUCCUACCUUGACACCUCCUUCCUACGAAGCAGAUGCUUCGCCUCCAGCUGGUCUUCCUUCCACCCACGUCACUACCGUUGCAUUGACUUCAACAAUCGCCCGUCUUCUCACCGGCUCUCUAUCGGACUUCUUCGCACCCCCGGCCACGCAUCUCUUCCCACCUAUCCCGGAGGGUGCGCGUCACCGUUCCAUUACUCCAUCCAACAGCCGUCCAACAAUCUCCAGGAUGGCCUUCCUCCUCCCUUCAGCAUUCCUCCUCUCAAUUGGCUACUUGAUUCUUUCUACGCCAAUUCCCCUCCAGGAACCAUCCAUUUUCCACCUCACAACUGCCUUGGUCGGCUUCGGCUAUGGUAGUGCUUUCUCUUUAACUCCGAUCAUUAUUUCGGUGGUAUGGGGCGUGGAGAACUUUGCUACGAACUGGGGUAUCGUUGCUAUGAUGCCUGCCCUAGGUGCUGCACUUUGGGGCGUGGUCUACUCCACUGCCUACCAGAAUGCAAUUGACGCGGGUGCUGGCUUUGGAUCCCCCGAUGGUCAGUGCCAUGGCUGGAGAUGUUAUGGGCUUUGGGCUGUGGGUUGCACUGCCAGUGUCUGGGUUGCUAUUUUAGCUUGGGCAGCUGCUUGGAGGGGCUGGAAGCGGAAGGGUGUUGUUGUUUGA